This is a messenger RNA of Symbiodinium sp. CCMP2592, 1299 nucleotides long. The record is from the annotation of a GenBank genome assembly. Lineage: Eukaryota; Dinophyceae; Suessiales; Symbiodiniaceae.
AUGAUGGGACCACCUCCGCCGGCAAAGAAAGAGGGCGUUCCUCCCAGAGCUCUGACUCCGCCGAAGACGAUUCCUCCACGUUUUGCUGCAGCAAAGCCGACAGGCCCGAAGAUGAACAGCGAGAUGGGCCCGCCUCCAGUGCCGCCGAGGCGGUGGGCAGAGGAAGGGCAAAAGCUCAAGGAGGAGAUGAAUGCUGCUGCCAAGGAAGCGUCGGCGAAGCUAGCGGCGCAAGAGCCCAAGGCAAUGAUGAGUGCUGCCGAGCCGGUGAAGCGGGGCUCACGGCCAAACAGGCCAAGCCAGGUCAGCAGGGAGGCGGGACGAUCCUGGGAGCGCAUGGCUGAGAAGCUCAGCGACGUCAAAGUCGAGCUGGCUACGAUGACGGCAGCGCUGGAGACCACCUGCACCGAGAAUGCGGAGCUGAAGGGCAAGAUGGCCGAGAUGGAGACGGACCAUGGCCACAAGAUAAAGUUGCUCCAGGACCAGAUCUCCCAGCUCGAGGCGGCGAACUUCCAGGUGACCACUGCCCACAACCAGCUUUUGGCCAGCUUGCCAAACUUGGGCCAAAGUGGGCAGUACAAGCAGCUCUACGAGCAGGCUGAGGCAGGCCGGGCGGAGCUCCAGAGGAGACUGGAGAAAAAUACGGCGGACAAUCUGCAGCAAAUGAAGGUGAUGCUGGAGGAGAAGCAGGCCGCGGCGGAGGAGCGGCGUGCUCAGCUGGUGAAGGAGCAUGUGCGGCAGCUCACGGACAAGGAGAAGGAGAUAAGGGAGCAAAGCCGUGAGGCGACGGCUUUGCGGGAGGAGCUGCUGCAGAAGGCAUCGCAAGCCAAAGAGCCCAGGAAGAAGGUGGAUCCGAAGCAGCCCAAGGCUGCGGCCCCGGCAAAGGUGGUGCCUGCCAAGACGAAAGCAGCGCCGAUGCCGAUGGAAGAGGCCAUCGAGAAAGAUGUGACCUUGGAAGAGUUGGUUCGAGCCUCGAUCAGAAUUGAGAUUUCGACGACAAUCAUUUGUCACAUUUUGCAGGCCCGCAAAUCUGGUGCUGGAAGCAGCAAGGCUCGAAACAACGACUGGUAUCCUUGUUCAGCCUUCAACACUGCUGAAUCUGCCCAGGACCGGCCGAGUAAGCCCUCAGCAGGGCCUGGCCCGAAGAGGCGCAAGAUGGAGCAGGCGCCGAAAUCUGAUGUCCCGGUAGUCGUGAGAUUCACUUCCAUUUGCCUCGAGGAUCGAGCGCGAAGCCCGUCUGCGGCGCCUUCUAUGGUCCCCACGGACGUCCGCCUGGCCACGUUGACUGCUGGUUCAUUUUAG